Molecule: messenger RNA, 3384 nt
Organism: Helicoverpa armigera (cotton bollworm)
Lineage: Eukaryota; Metazoa; Arthropoda; Insecta; Lepidoptera; Noctuidae
Product: probable RNA-directed DNA polymerase from transposon BS
Exons: 3
Coding region: 1-3384 (1127 amino acids)
Molecular function (GO): catalytic activity
Source: RefSeq, a predicted model, not a curated record
AUGGAUCGCAAUAAACCUCCCGAUCCCGAUCCUCCCGACAUCUCUGCAUAUGCUCCGCUUUCCCCUAACUAUCCUUUAUCCCAAUUCGCCGAUGUUGCUUGCAGCAUCGCGGACUCCCAGAACUUAUCUGCCUCGAAUGCCAGGAAACGCUCCGGAGAUGAUGCAAACAUUGUCGUGGCAACCCCACCACCGAAACAACAAAGGAAUUUAGUCGGCCGCAGCAGGUACUCUGCUACAGAUAAGGCACCGUUCAUUGUCCACGUCUCUCGAUUGGAACCCCAGCCUAAUGCCGGUACAUCUCUGCAUCCUGUUACCUUUGGAAUAUUUCUCCAAAAACAGAACAUAGUUAACAUUGUCCGUGAUGGAGUUAAAAAAGUUGGCAGGAACCGUGUUUCUGUGGAAUUUAAAUCCCCUCAGGAUGCAAAUGCUUUUCUAAUUAAUAACAUUCUUCCCAAGAAUAGCUUUGUGGCCUCCAUCCCUACGUUUAAUAUAACCCGUAUGGGUGUUGUUACUGGUGUUCCUACUGAUUUAACUGAAGAGGAAGCCCAAAGAUACCUACAAGUCCCCUCAGGUUGCGGUGAAAUUCUCAAAGUUCGUCGUAUAAAUAGGAAAGUGAUAAUUGAUGGAGUGACCGAAUUUAAAUCCACAGAAACAUGUGUCCUUACCUUUGACGGUCAGGUGUUACCGCCAAGGGUGUUUUGCUGCUACACUUCCCUCCCAGUCCAACAAUAUGUUUAUCCCACCAUCCAGUGCCGCAAGUGUUGCAGGUAUGGUCAUGUGGAACUUGUGUGCCGGUCUAAACCCCGCUGCAGUAAAUGCGGCCAUGAUCACCCUGGUGAUGGUUGCAGCAUUUCUGAGGCGGAGGCAUUCUGUGUGCUUUGCUCGGGGAAUCAUUUUGCAAAUAGCAAAUCAUGCCCGGAGCUGGGCAGACAGAAGGCCAUUAAGACUGUUAUGGCUGAGAAGUCCCUUUCUUAUGCUGAGGCUAGCAAAACUGUCCCACUUGCUUCUCGCAACUAUGCGAAUGCUACAAAAGCAGUUCCCACCUCCACUCAGUCAUACCGCAAAACCGUUUUUCUCAAGCCGAAGACCCAUGCCCCUCUAUCUCCCUCUUAUGAUAAAGCUGCUCAUCAGCAAAUUAUUAACUCCCCUGCACCUUCACAGCCUGACGGCUGCGCUCUAAAUAAUCCAUUCACCGGCAAUAAUGCUUCAUCAAUUAUAGAAGUUCUUAUUAAACUCUUAACUACUAUUGUAUCCACUAAUAAUGCUGAAAUACCGUCCAACGUUGCCUAUCAACUACACAGGUUCUUAGCUACUAUUAGAGAUAUUCUGAACAACAUUGUAGGACCCGUGCUUGUCAUGGGUGAUUUUAACUGUCACCAUUUUAGAUGGGGUUCCAAUCGCUGUGAUUCCUUUGGGGAAGGUUUGGUAGAAAUCUUAGAUGACCUAGACCUUUGCAUCCUAAAUGAUGGUAGUCCUACUCGUAGAUCCCUUCCCGGUCAGCAAAAGAGUUGUGUAGACCUCACAUUCUGUUCCGUAGAGUUGGCGGCAUCAAUUCAUUGGCAAUGUACUACCCUUACGCAUGGUAGCGACCAUUACCCCAUUGUUAUAACUUUUCUUAAUAAAACUUAUUUAGAGAAAACUUCUCCUCCACUAUUGAAGUACAACUUGUCCAAACCCGAUUGGUCGAGGUUUGCAUCUUUACUGGAGGAGAAAAUUAGUAUGCUUCCAAAUUUAACUUCAAGUUCCCAAGAUUUUAAUGGUCACUGCCAUGCUAAGAACUGCUACGAUGGCUUUAUCUCGGCCAUUAUUUCAAGCGCAGAUUCUAUCUUUCCGUUGCGCAACUGUGCCAGAAAUAAGAUCCCGUCACCCCCAUGGUGGGAUCAAGAAUGCACAUCGGCUGUUAAAGAAAGGAAAGAGGCCGAAAAACAGUACAAUGAUGCGAUGAAUAACGACAAUCUUAUACGGUACAGACGAGUGUUGGCUCAAUCUCGGCGGCUUCUUCACAAGAAGAAACGUCGAGGUUGGGUCAAGUUCUGCACUUCUCUGUCCCCUUCCACUCCCAUAUCAGCAGUAUGGAAGAGCAUUAAUCGCUUUAGGCGAGGCUGCUCCCCAUCUAUCUCUUCCCCCAUCACGCGAGAAACUGCUGAAUCCUUUUUCGACAAAAUUGCUCCAGCCUAUGUUCCUUCUUCCUCAGAACUUCUGCUCCCGCCUGUUAAUAUUUUGAAUGAUCCCCUGGAUGAACCCUUUUCAUUGGAGGAACUUGAUGCGGUAUUACGUCAUGUUAGGGAUACCGCCCCUGGCAUGGACGGCAUACCGUAUUCAUUUGCAGCUCACUUCGGUUCUGAUGCUAAACAAUAUUUUUUAGGAAUUAUAAAUUAUUGUUACCAAUUUGGUUGGGUCCCUGACCAGUGGAAAAUUCAGAUAGUCAUUCCUCUUUUGAAGCCCGGCAAGACUGCUGAUGAUCCGAAUGGCCUUAGACCAAUUGCGUUGUCCUCAGUUUUGGCCAAGUUACUUGAACAUUUAAUUAAAAACAGACUUGAGUGGUUGGUAGAGUCGAGGGAUUUACUGCCGAGUCAUCAGUUUGGCUUCAGAAAGGGGCUGAGUACCAUGGACAGUGUGGCAAUUCUGGUUACCGAUAUCCGUACAGCCUUUUCCAAAAAUGAAUCUGCUGUAGCCGCAUUCCUUGACAUAUCUUCCGCAUACGACAGCGUCCUUCUUCCAGUUCUCAGGCAAAAAUUGCUACAGCUGAGGAUUCCGGGUAAGAUGGUACAAUGUAUAUGCGCACUCCUCAUGUCUCGCUUUUUGAUGCUCAGAGUGCAGGGAGAGGUAUUUGAGGUGAGACAAACGUGGAAGGGCCUUCCUCAAGGUUCAGUUUUAAGCCCUCUACUGUACAACCUGUACACAGCAGACAUCGGCUCCUGCCUCAAUUCUGACUGUCACCUUCUACAAUACGCCGACGAUCUGGUGUUGUAUGUAGUCAAUCCGUCAAUUGUGGACGCUGCCUCAUCUCUCUGUCUCUCCCUGGACUCUCUGCACACAUGGCUUUUGGACCAUGGUCUCCAAUUAUCUGCCCCAAAAAGCUCGGUAGUGAUUUUCUCCCGAAAACUGCUGAUCCCUCAGGUUUCCGUUAACAUCCAAGGACAAGGCAUCCCCAUAGCGAAAAAAGCUAAAUUUUUAGGGGUUUACUUAGACUCCAAAUUAACCGGCGUUCAUCACAUUAAUUAUUUAAUUAAGAGAUGCGAAAGAGCAAUCUCCAUCCUAAAAGCUCUCGCAGGUGUCUGGUGGGGGGCCCAUCCCUUCACUAUGAAAUUAGUUUAUAAUGCCUUAGUCCGCAGUAUCCUGGACUAUGGGUCACACCUGGUGAUUCCAGUGUCGUCCUACUAA